Molecule: messenger RNA, 354 nt
Organism: Phytophthora infestans T30-4
Lineage: Eukaryota; Oomycota; Peronosporomycetes; Peronosporales; Peronosporaceae
Exons: 2
Coding region: 1-354 (117 amino acids)
Source: RefSeq, a predicted model, not a curated record
AUGGACGCUCAUGACGAGUCGAGCACAAACAUUUCGUCGAACGCAAACACUUCAUCGAGUGGAUAUCGGCGAUCUCACAGUCACAAGCGUUCCGACAUUUGGUCUUUCAUUCAUGACCCGAGUAAGCAUUCACAAGCUCCGGAAUCCCUUUGUCAGUUGGUGAGCCCAGUACCUUUGUACAAGUACGAGUUCGUGGAUCCUGCAGCAAGUGACUAUAGCGCUGUCCGGCGCUCGGAUCGGGAAACCAGCGUAGAACCGGGUAUCUGUUUGAUUGACGACGCCCAGGUGGCUGAAGCGGGUGUCGUUCAAGGCGUUCUUGACGACCAGAGGCCGUUCGUGGUAGAUAGUGUGUGA